ACAGAGACGUCGUCUGCGUCACAUGUUGACGUCGUGUUGGUUUUGAGCGGAGAAAUAAUUUAUUUAUAAAUUGACGUAAGGGCGCUAAAUCUAAAAUAAACCGUGAAUACAAUGUGAAAAUACAUAAAAUAUUUUGGUGAAGCAGCUGCACGCAUGAAAGGAUUAUGGCGCCCCGCUUACAGCUGGAGAAAGCGGCUUGGCGUUGGGUGGAAACGGUGAAACCAGAAGAAAUCAGACAGGAGCAUAUCAAUUUAGCAUAUCGCAUCAAUCUCCCGGCCUGCAAGAGAGGAACCUGCAGGAGGAACUGCAAAGGGAAUCCCAACUGUCUUGUGGGUAUUGGUGAACAGGCGUGGCUUGGGGAGAUUGAUGAAAAUGCUUUCCACAAUAUUGAUGACCCAAAUUCAGAACGUCGAGACAAGAACACAUUUGUUGGCCUGACUAACCUGGGUGCAACAUGUUACGUCAACACAUUCCUGCAAGUGUGGUUCCACAACCUGGAGCUACGUAGGAGCCUGUAUCAGUGCCACAAUUCCCGAGCACAGGAACACAAUAUUGAGUCUGAUUAUGAGCCUCAGUCCAUCUGUGAGCAUCUGCAGUAUCUGUUUGCACUCCUGCAGAACAGCAACAGAAAGUACAUAGAUCCUUCAGGGCUGGUCAAAGCACUGGGCCUGGACACAGGACAGCAGCAGGAUGCCCAGGAGUUUUCAAAGCUGUUCUUGUCUCUAUUGGAAGACACUCUGUCCAAGCAGAAGAACACCAACCUGCAGAAUGUCAUCCAGCGGCAGUUCUGUGGACAGUUCUCCUACGUUACUGUCUGUAACCAGUGUGGACGAUCAUCUGCACUGCCGUCCAGAUUCUAUGAGCUGGAGCUGAACAUCCAGGGCCACAAGAACCUGACCGAGUGUGUCACAGAGUUCCUGAAGGAGGAGAAGCUGGAUGGGGAGAACCGCUACUUCUGUGAGAGCUGUCAGAGUAAACAGAACGCCACCCGAAGGAUCAAACUGCAUAGCCUUCCUCCAACCCUCAACCUGCAGCUCAUGCGCUUUGUCUUUGAUAGGCAAACAGGCCAUAAGAAGAAGCUCAACACCUUUAUCAGUUUUCCAGAGCAGCUGGACAUGGGGCCUUUCUUGGAAGACCAGAAGUGUGUUUAUGAACUGAGUGCGGUGCUGAUUCAUCGGGGCAUCAGUGCCUACUCGGGCCAUUACAUCGCCCAUGUAAAGGACGCUCGUACUGGUGACUGGUACAAAUUCAAUGAUGAGGAAAUAGAGAAGAUGGAAGGCAAGAAGCUGCAGCUUGGUAUUGAGGAGGACAUUGCUGUUGCUCUACCGUCUUCGUCUUCUUGGUCUGUAGCCGAGACAGUGAAAUCACAGACACGAAAGCCAAAAUGCAGUAAAGGAUACCACUGCUCCCGAAAUGCCUACAUGCUGGUGUAUAAGGUCCAGGAAGAGGAGAGCUCAGAUAUCUCCAGGACCAAUGUCGAGGUGCCAGCCUUUCUUCAGAGGUUGGUUGACCAAGACAACCAUAAAUUUGAGGAGUGGUGCAGUGAGAUGGCUGACAUGAGAAAACAGAGUGUGGAUAAGGGCAAAGCCAAGCAUGAGGAGGUGAAGGAGCUCUACGAGCUUUUACCCGCAAAAGACGGUGAGCCAUAUGAGUUCAUCCCCCUGGAGUGGUUGAAGAAGUGGCUGGAUGAUUCCACUGCCACAAAAGAAAUUGAUAACUCCCUCUUCUUGUGUUCUCAUGGCAAACUGCACCCAGACAAGGUGGCAGAGUCUAAGAGGGUUUCCCUCCAAGCUGCUCAGCUCCUCUAUGAGCGCUACAGUGGAGGGCCAAGACUAGACGGCUCCUCACUGUGUAGGGAGUGUGUUGGCCAGCGAUGUAGGGUUCUACGGCUGAAGAACCAGCUCAAUGAAGACUACAAAGAAGUCUCCAACCUGGUCAAACGCACACUCAGUGGUGAGGGCUACUGGGUUGGUAAAGCAUCACUGCGUAGCUGGAGGCAGUUAGCUUUGGACCAGCUGGAGGAGGACGAACAUGAAACCAAACACGGUAAUGGCCAGACCAAUGGACAGGGACCACACACAAACAACAGCAAAGAGUUCGGUCCAGAGCUCUCAGAGGGCAACGAGGACGACAUGAAGACUUUCAAUGAAGAUAUUGUCUGCUGUCAUGAGGGUCUGAGUAUUCUUGAGACUGAACGAAAACUGGUAUCAGCUGAAGUUUGGACCAAGCUAAGGGCAUACUUCCCCAAAGCACCCGAAUUCACCCAAAACCAAGAGCCGUGUCAGCAGUGCCUGACAUUGGAGCAGGAAGAAAAGGACAAUGAGGCGGUCAGUAAGAUGAUGGCCCUGGACCAGAAGAAUCAACUGCUCAACCUCUUCCAUGAGAAGAACCGGCCAACGCUCACUAAGUGGCCUCAGGGCACAGAUGUACUUUACAUAGUCCCUCUUUUCUUUGUGGAUGAGUGGAGAAAAUUCAUCAGGAGGCCCACUAAAUCUUCUCCAGUGUCGAAUGUGGGCAAUACUUUGCUGCUCUGUCCACAUGGAGGCUUCAUGUUCACCUACGACUCCCUGAUCAAUGGAGAUGCACAACAUAUAGCUCUGCUCUGGCCUAACGAAUGGGAGGUAAUCAGCCGACUCUUCAUCGUAGACCAGCCUAUCUCCAUCCACUGCUUCAAAGACACCCCGCCCAGUGGCCCCACCACUCAGUACACAACUCAGCCUGAUCUGUGUUGGGAGUGCAGAGAGAGCUUCCUUUUCCAGCAGCAGAGGGACCUUCGAGAGUAUACCCAAGCAACCAUCUACAUCCGCAAAGUCAUCGAAGACAAGAGGAUGGUAAAGGAUGCAGCUCCGGAAAUGAAUGCCAGCAGCUCUGAAGCAGAAGAGGAGAAGGAAGAACAUCCGAAGGUGGAUGGAGAGAGAGACCCAGACUUCAGCCAGUCAGAAGAUGGUGCCAAGCGGCUUAAGUUGGGUGACAACAGUGCAGCAUCAGCAGCGACUGUUACUGUGACCAAACCAGGUGGAAUUAGGAGAAGCACCCGGCACAGGAAACUCCGAGGGGAAAAAGCACUCAUCGUUUCAGCCAAUCAGACCCUUAAAGAGUUGAAAAUACAGAUCAUGCACGCCUUCUCUGUCGCUCCAUUUGACCAGAAUCUCUCCAUUGAUGGAAAAAGUCUGACAGAUGACUCAGCCACACUGGGCAGUCUGGGUGUCAUCCCAGAAAGCAUCAUCUGUCUAAAGGCUGACGAGCCAAUAGCAGACUAUGCUGCAAUGGAUGAUGUCUAUCAGGUGAGAAUGCCUGAAGAGGGAUUCAAAGGCACCGGGCUUCUAGGGCACUGAGGAGAGCUGUGCUGUAGCCAUGCUUGAAUUGGAUGGACAACAGAUGGAAAUUUAAAGAAAAAAGCUUGAAUUUGUCAAGUGUCCAUAUAUAAAUAAGUGCUUUAAUUUGUUUUUUUACGUUUUGAGUAGCCGUUCUUAAAACAAACUGUGACUCUGUUGCAAAGCCGCUGUUUUUCUCUAAAUAAGGUUAGCUGGCCUUUAAUAUUUAAACUUCCUAAUCAUUCUGAAGGACUUCGUGGUAGUUCUUCUGCCUGACCAAUAGAAACAGGUGGAGGAAGAUAGGUUCUGUUUAUUCUGAGGUUCGGCUUCAAUUAACUUCUACCUUCAUUCAAGAAAAUUAGCUUUGUUUUUGAAUUUUUAAAUUAUGGCAGAAAAAAUGCAAUGUUCUUUCUUUCCAUUAUGUGGAAGCUUGUGUUCUCACUGCAGAGUUUUCAGGUUUGUCAAAAGAGCGCACGAAUUAACUGUUAAGUAUUGCAAAUAUAACUGCUCCUAAAUGUUAGAACAUUUAUUACCUCUACAGCAAAUCUUUAUCCAUAUACUCCAUGUGGCAUUUAGAGAUACAUAGCUACACGGUAUGUAUAGAGGCUGAUUCCUGCAGAAGUUUCAGCGGUGCAAACCUCGACAGCUGGAAGUGAGAAACGGAAUGCAAGCAAUGUAUGUCCUGUUAUUUUCACUGUUAUUUCUUAUGGACAAUAAAGUUAUUUUCAAAGCAC
Messenger RNA from Acanthopagrus latus (yellowfin seabream), 4048 nucleotides. RefSeq names its product ubiquitin specific peptidase 48 (gene usp48). The transcript has 28 exons. The record is from RefSeq and is a predicted model, not a curated record. Gene Ontology annotation, cellular component: nucleus; cytosol. Lineage: Eukaryota; Metazoa; Chordata; Actinopteri; Spariformes; Sparidae. Gene Ontology annotation, molecular function: cysteine-type endopeptidase activity; protein binding; cysteine-type deubiquitinase activity. Gene Ontology annotation, biological process: protein deubiquitination. Bases 165 to 3335 code for a protein of 1056 amino acids.